CGUUAUUAAUAUUUUAAAAAUGUGAACACAAAACAGUAACAAGUAUAAGGAACUUCACAGACAGGAAAACAAACAAACCCCGCCCGCAAACCUCACCGCGCAGCUCACGGGAGUUUUGCUCGAGAAGAAUCCCCGUGGAAACGCGAGCCCCGCGCCCGGGGGAAGUCUGUACGGACCCGAGUGGAGCGGGUGUGCCAGUGGAUGUCCGUGGUCCCCAUGGUCCGGCAUCGAGUCCCACUGUGUGGGGCCGCGGCCUGAUUUCCCCUCCCCACAGAGGGGCCGGCGGGUGGGAAGCAGAGGAGGGGGCAUGGGAAAAAGGAGGGUUUCAUUUCUUCGAGGUCGGUGGGAUUUAUCUAUGCAAAGAGGUAGGAAGCCUAUUCAGGCAGACCGAACAGCACGUAUAAAGGCCCUGAGGCGUGGAGGCCCUCGGCUUCAGGCAAGAAAACCAGGUGGCUGGGGUGGGCAUGGGGAGUGGACGUGGCCGGGCGCCCGGUGAGGAGAGGUCGGCAGGGGCACCCCGGGGCGGACAGCUGGAACUUCUGCACCCUACAGCUCCGGGUUUAGGGGAAAGGGGCCGAGACUGCGGGUAGGUCACAGUCCGGUUAGGGACCUAAUUGUGUGGAUCGGCACAGUCGUUUGGAAGUGCAGCAGAGGCUUUGCACGCUCACGACUUCUCCUGCGACCACUGGAGAGAAGACCCACUUUUCAGACCAGAUGGUGUUAUCUCCAUUUCCCAAAUGAGAAGACCGAGAAGCUGCCAGUCCCCGACCUUUGGAAUGUUCAGAGGUGGAGUCGCGCUGCCUCGGGGCACUCCCGGGCGCGGGCGCGGGCGCCCCGGGCGGGCCCUAGUCCCGGGCCGCUCAGCGCGGAGAACCGUGGGCCGGGAUGCCGGCCCUGCCACGCAGCCGCAGAGGCUUGGCUUCGCUGGCGAGCUGGCUGGCUGGCGGGCGGCGGGAAAGGAGGCGGCGCCGCCGGGAGCGCGGCAGGAACCUGGCCGGGCCCGCCUCCCUGGCCGCCGAGCAGCGCCGGCCCCUCAAGUGAUGAAAGCCCCGGCCGAGUCCAGGUCACGCUGAAGCCGUUGCCCUUUUAAGGGGGAGCCUUGAAACGGCGCCCGGGUUCCAUGUUUGCAUCCGCCUUGCGGGGAGGAAACUCCAUGUUGUAACAAAGUUUCCUCCGCGCCCCCUCCCUCCCCCUCCCCCUUAGAACCUGGCUCCCCUCCCCUCCGAAGCUCGCGGGGAUCCCUCCCUCCCACCCCUCCCCUCCCCCCCGCGCCCCGAUUCCGGCCCGAGCCGGGGGGGAGGCCGGGCUCCCGGGCCAGAGUCCGGCCGGAGCGGAGCGCGCCCGGCCCCAUGGACAGCUCGGCAGUCAUUACUCAGAUCAGCAAGGAGGAAGCGCGGAGCCCACUACGGAGCAAAGGUGACCAGAAGUCAGCAGCCUCUCAGAAGCCCCGGAGCCGGGGCAUCCUCCACUCGCUCUUCUGCUGUGUCUGCCGGGAUGACGGGGAGGCCCUGCCCGCCCAUAGUGGGGCACCCCUGCUCGUGGAGGAGAAUGGUGCCGUCCCCAAGGCCCCAGUCCAGUACCUGCUCCCUGAGGCCAAAGCCCAGGACUCGGACAAGAUCUGCGUGGUCAUCGACCUGGAUGAGACCCUGGUGCACAGUUCCUUCAAGCCAGUGAACAAUGCUGACUUCAUCAUUCCUGUGGAGAUUGAUGGGGUGGUCCACCAGGUCUACGUGCUGAAGCGGCCCCACGUCGAUGAGUUCCUGCAGCGGAUGGGUGAGCUCUUCGAAUGCGUGCUGUUCACCGCCAGCCUGGCCAAGUACGCAGACCCCGUAGCUGACCUGUUGGACAAGUGGGGGGCCUUCCGGGCGCGGCUGUUUCGGGAGUCGUGUGUCUUCCACCGGGGGAACUAUGUGAAGGACCUGAGCCGACUGGGCCGAGACCUGCGUCGGGUGCUCAUCCUGGACAACUCGCCUGCCUCCUAUGUCUUCCAUCCAGAUAACGCCGUACCGGUGGCCUCAUGGUUCGACAACAUGAGUGACACGGAGCUCCACGACCUCCUGCCCUUCUUCGAGCAGCUCAGCCGUGUGGACGACGUGUACUCAGUGCUCAGGCAGCCUCGGCCGGGCAGCUAGUGAGGCGCCACGGGGCUCGGACCUGCCCCUGACCACACCUGCACCCCACUCACUCGGACUCUGCCUUAAGAAAACUCAGCGCCACGGGGAAGCGGGGUCUCCCCGCCCCCCUGCCCCCCACCAGCCUGGCCAGGCUCUGGAGGGGGCAGCAGGCUGCAUGGAGGGCGAUGAGCCCCUGGGUCCCUGAGUCAGUGCCUUAGAACCUUCUCCUUGGGGGACCUGUGGGGCUCUGCAUGCCUCUCCCCCUUCCUUCCUUUCUCUCUGCACCGCCAUGUUUCUCUGCUGCCAAACUGGGCCCCUCGGGCCCUUCCAGUUCUGCUUGGGGGAGGGUCAGGGUUUGAGCUGCCCUCUGCCUUGGACCCGCCCUCCCCCCACCCCAAAUCUGGGAACAGAGGACACCAAGUGCCUUGCAUAGAGCCCUCUUCCCAGCUGAUUUUCCCAGGGCCACAAUCCAGGUCAGCUCUGCCAGGAACAGCCUUCAGGUUGCUGCAAUCUAGGCUGGUGGGGAAGGACUCAGUCUCCCCACCUCUUCCCUGGGGACUGCUGCAGGCCCCCCUCACCCUACCUCUGCCUAGGGCGGGGAGGGUUGAGGGUUGAUCUGUUUCCACUUGUGAAGGGAGCAAGGGUCUAUUCAGGACCCCAGAAUCCAGCUACUCUGGGCUCACCAGCUGCUGAGGGCUACUUCCCACACUGCCCUAAGUUCCAACCUCUCACCUCUGCCUUGGCCGGCCUGGAGGCCCUGGGGCUUGGUGCCCCCAGCUCCGUGUGGGGGCCCAGGCAGUAUCCUGCGGUGCCGUAUAAAUAUGUAUAUGUGUAUAUAGACUUUUAGGGGAGGGGAAGAGGGAAAAGUCCAGGUAGAGACACCCUUCCCUCGCCCUUCCCUGGGCCCAUAAACUAGGGGAGGGGGGGAGGAGGGAAAGGAUUUUUACAUUUUUUAAACUACUAUUUUCUGAAUGAAACAGGCUGGCCCAAGGGGCCCCAGGCCCUGUCCUUUGUCCCUCACACCUCUCUGCUCCAUUCAUUCAUUCAUUCAAGAAACAUUUAUUGAGCACCUUUUCUGUGCCCAGUGCUGUGCAGGUCCACCAGCGGAGUUUGUGUGUGGGUCUCUCUAGCCCACCUAACUGGUGCCUCCCCACCCCCACCCCAUACUUCACUGGUGCCUUUAGGGGAUCUGUAGGAGGUGGGACCUUUCUUGUGGGGUUUGGGGGUCUCCAGGAAACCUGGCCAAGCUGUUCCCCCGCCCCUGUGCCAAUCCCACCCCUGCAGCCCCUCUGCUUUGCCCCCUGCUGGCUGGGGGCAGCUCCCAGGAUGUCCUGCCUUCCAGCUCUGAGUCCUUUAUCUGGAAUCCCUCCCCCAAAUGCUGAGUCUGGAAGCCAGGGCCUUGGGCUCUCCCAAAGGCCUAACGGUUAAGGGGACCCACAUACCAGUGCCAAGGGGGAUGUCAGGUGGACAUGUCAUUACUCUCCCCACCAGAGAGCUGGGGGUGGGAGGGAGGACAAAGUUGGUCUGACUCGGGUGACCCUCCCAUCUAAGUGCCUUCUCUGUAAUGGAGAACCCCACAGUUUGAUAAGAACUAAAGCGAAAGCCAGACCCCCCCCCUCAA
Molecule: messenger RNA, 3735 nt
Organism: Capra hircus (goat)
Lineage: Eukaryota; Metazoa; Chordata; Mammalia; Artiodactyla; Bovidae
Gene: CTDSP1
Product: CTD small phosphatase 1
Exons: 7
Coding region: 1350-2132 (260 amino acids)
Molecular function (GO): RNA polymerase II CTD heptapeptide repeat phosphatase activity
Source: RefSeq, a predicted model, not a curated record